This is a messenger RNA of Meriones unguiculatus (Mongolian gerbil), 2544 nucleotides long. Its product is annotated as zinc finger protein 431-like. The transcript is spliced from 3 exons. The record is from RefSeq and is a predicted model, not a curated record. Bases 1133 to 1408 code for a protein of 91 amino acids. Lineage: Eukaryota; Metazoa; Chordata; Mammalia; Rodentia; Muridae.
CUGAGUGAUAGAAUUAAAGGCAUGACAGAAUAUACCCAGCUUGUUCAUCAUUUUUUGUAGUUAUUAAAAGUUCAUAAAUUUCUCUGAUGUGUACUUAGUACUGUUCAUCUGUUAAUUUCUCUCUGUGUGUCUCUGUCUUUCUCUUUCUUUUUUGCUCCCUUCUCUCUGUUUGUCUUUGUCCACAUUAAUUGCCAUGACUAUUCCAAAGCUCUAUCCUAUUCAGAUAUGACACAGUUAAACUUCGUUAUUCCAUUUUCUUCUAAAAUGACUUAGUGAUAACAUUAAUACUUAUUUUUUAAUAGAAAAGUUUUAAUCUUUAUUUUAAACUAUAGACUAUACAUGAUUUAGAAAGGAAAGUGUACAAAACAAUGAUCAAAGAAUAAUCAUGUGUUCUAUGCCUUUUCUUUUGUCUGGUUACUCCGAAAUAUGAUGUUAUCAGCUAUGAUUAUUGUUGCUUGCCACUCACAUUAUUUUUAUCCAUCUAUUCACUAUAGUCCACUUUCCCUUCCACAAAUAUAUAAGCCCCACUUUUCAUAUACUGAUAUACCACAUCUCUAAGCCCUGGUGAAAACAUGAUAUUCAGUAACAUGUUGUCUUUUGACUGAUGUCACCCAUCUGUUCACUGUCCUCUGAUAUCUACAUCUCAUUUGUUGCUAGAUAAAAUAUGAUGACUGUGUUUUUUCCUUCCACCUGUCUCAUGACAGGGUCAUGACCUACUUGCCCAAGUAACUGAAGAUGAUUCAUAGAUCACUCAAGAACCCAACUAAUGUCUAAUUCAUAUUCGUGACUUACAAACUAAUGAAACUCCUUUAAAACAGGUUUCCAAAGUACGCCUUUGGUUUUCCUUACAAUCUAACCUUUAAGGUUUUUCUUCUCCCCUUGUUCAUCUGAUGCACAGCACCCAACUAUCUAACACUGGCACUUCUGUGUCAGAAAAUAAAUGGAAGCAGCACUAGAAUUGUAUGAUUCUAUUGCCAAUGAAGUAUAAAUUUAUAUUCUUGUCACUCUUUCUGUUGUACAAAUGCAUGGCAUAUUUUAGAAUUCAGUGACCUUCAAUGAUGUGCAUGUGAAAUUCAGCCAAGAAGAGUGGGCUUUGCUGGAACCCUCACAGAAACAACUCUACAAAGAUGUUAUGCUAGAGACCUGUAAAAACCUCACUGCAAUAGGCUACAAUUGGGAAGACCAUGCCCUUGAAGAACAUUUUCAAAGUUCUACAAGUAAUAAAAGGCAUGAAUACAGUCAUACUGGAGAGAAACCCUUUAAAUGCACUCUAUGUGGUAAAGCCUUCCCCUAUAUCACUGUUCUCAUACGGCAUAAAAGAACACACACAGGAGAGAAGUCUUACAAAUGUAAUCAAUGUGAUAAAGCCUUUGCAAAAAAAAAAAAGUCAUCUCGUGGCAUAAAAUAACACACACUGGAGAGAAACCUUAUGAAUGUAACCAGUGUGGUAAAGCCUUUGCAAAAAACAAUACUCUCAUAUGGAAUAAAAGAGCACACACUGGAGAGAAACCUUAUGAAUGUAACCAGUGUGGUAAAGCCUUUGCAGAAAACAGUAAUCUCUUAAACCAUAAAAGAACACAUAUUGGAGAGAAACCUUAUGAAUGCAACCAGUGUGGUAAAGCCUUUGCAAAAAACAAUACUCUCAUAUGGCAUAAAAGAACACACACUGGAGAGAAACCUCAUGAAUGUAACCAGUGCGGUUAGGCCUUUGCACAAAACACUCAUGUCAUAAGACAUAAAAGAACACACCCUGGAGAGAAACCUUAUGAAUGUAACCAGUGCAGUAAAGCCUUUGCAAAAAAAAAAAAAAAAAGUCAUCUCAUAAGCUAUAAAAGAACACAUACUAGACAGAAACCUUAUGAAUAUACUCAAUCUGAUAAAGCCUUUGCACAGCAGAGUAGUCUCUAAAAACAUGAAAAAACACACCGUGAAGAGAAGCCUGGUGAGGGUAAUUAGUGUGAUGAAGUUUUUGCAUGUAACAGUCAUCGGAAACCACACGAAUAUACCUAUGUGGUAAAGCCUUUGCACAUAAUAUCUCCUAAUACAUAAAAGAACACAUACUGGAAAGAAGCUGUCUGACUGUAACCAAUAUAAAAAAUCUUUUGGACUUCAGAAUCAUCUUCACAUUCAUGAAAGAAAUCCUAAUGGACAGAAAGCCUGUGAGUGCUUUUAACAAGGUGAAACCAUUCCACAUUUGUAUAAUCUUCAUCAUCAUGAAAGGAUUCAUACUGGAGAAAAAACUUAUAAAUAUGUUCAAAUUGUGAGGCCUUGCACAAAUCUAGAGUCAUCAUCAUCAUAAAAGUAUUCUUACUGGAGAGGGAUUCUGUGACUAUGAGCAAUAUGGAAAGACCUUUGUGAUCUUUGGUCUACUGAGAUCCAACAGAACUGAAAAACUAGCUCAAUGGAAAUUACUUCCCUUUUCUGAAGGGGAAGGGGAAAGGGAAUAGGGGCAAUAGGAAUGGAGGGUAGUACUCGGGGAGAGAAGGGAGGGGAGAUUAUGAUUGGAAAGUAAAUUAAAUAAACUUAUUUUUAAAAAGAAUACAA